GACGCCAUAUAUAAAUAUAACACAGUAUUAUUCAACCAGCUAAAGCAAGUUAUCAUCAUCACUCGAUGGCGAAUCAUGGCGGCAAACUCCUUGAAGUCACUGUGGUUGGGUGCAAUAAACUGAAAGACACAACAUGGUUUUCAAGGCAAGAUCCUUAUGUUUGUGUUGAAUACGGCAGUACAAGAAAUCGAACUCGUGUUUGUACAGAUGGAGGCAAGAACCCUACAUUCCAAGAGAAGUUCGUAUACAACAUAUUUGAAGGAUUAAAAGAGUUAAACGUUAUUGUUUGGAACAGCAAUAUCAUCUCACGUGACGACUUUAUUGGUGGUGCAAGGGUGAACUUAGCUAAGAUUCUUUCCCAAGGAUACGAUGAUAGCUCCUGGCCAUUGCAGACCAAAAAUGGCAGGUUUGACUUGUGAAUUGCAUGUAAAUCUAUAACUUUAGUUGUAUCAUUAGUGUUUUAAGACAGUUCGAUACCUUUGUGAGCGAACUACUUGCAAGAAUGACAAUGUUUUAGAGUUUGCUGGUGUAGUUCUCGGAGGGGGGAUCGCACCUAUCUCAAUAAAGUAUAUGAUUGGUUUGAA
Molecule: messenger RNA, 584 nt
Organism: Helianthus annuus (common sunflower)
Lineage: Eukaryota; Viridiplantae; Streptophyta; Magnoliopsida; Asterales; Asteraceae
Product: elicitor-responsive protein 1
Exons: 3
Coding region: 66-419 (117 amino acids)
Source: RefSeq, a predicted model, not a curated record